UCACUAAUAUACAGAAAGUUUGCGAGUUUUAUUCGUCCUCUGAAAAUGCGUCUUGCUGAAUUAGGGAUGAUGUGAAGAUUUUGUCUUUUUUGUUGGUGUGUUUUGUAAUAGUAAAUUUUCAAGAGACGUCAUAAAUAUUUUACGUGGGGGGUUAGAUUAAAUCUACUCAGAGGUUUAGUCGUUUGUAUCAGUGGCUGUUCAUUGACUAUUCAAGGCUUUUUGCUUCAUUGUAAACCAGGGAAGGUUCUAUUUUUCAUUUCCUUGCCCACUAAGAGAGAGAGAGAGAGAGAGAGAGAGAGAUGGCAUUUGGGUUCAUGGAGGUGGAGCUGGUGAAAGCAAAGGGUCUUCAUGAUACUGAUGUCUUUGCUCGUAUGGAUCCUUAUGUCCUGUUACAAUACAAAGGUCAAGAGCGCAAGAGCCGUGUAAUUCAUGAGGGAGGCAGAAAUCCUGUAUGGAAUGAGAAAUUUGUAUUCAGAGUAGAAUAUCCCGGAUCAGGUGACCAAUACAAGCUCAACCUUGUAAUCAUGGACAAGGAUGUAUUUUCUGCAGAUGACUUUGUUGGCCAGGCUGCAGUUCAUGUAAAGGAUUUAUUGGCAGAAGGAACAGAGAAGGGAUCGGCUGUGCUUCGUCCUCACAAGUAUAGUGUGGUUCGUGCUGACCAAUCUUAUUGUGGUGAAAUUGAAGUUGGUAUAACUUUCACCUUAAAGGAACAAGAAUAUGCUGAUGAUGAUGAAGAUGUUGGAGGAUGGAAGCAAAGUUUCUUUUGAUUCAGUGUGCUUCAGAUUUGGAUUUUGGAACGUAACAUAACAUGAUUACAUGGAAUAUGCAUAGAAUUUGAAAUCCCUUCUAGUGUCUGUAUGAGAUGUUACGAAAACAGUUGGCAUUAAGAUAGUUAUUAAUGAGUUUAACCGUAAAAUUUGUAUUUAUCAUACACUGAGUGAAGUACAUAAGAACUGCAUGGAACUUUGGUCUCUGAUUAAAA
Vigna unguiculata (cowpea) is the source of this 982-nucleotide messenger RNA. Its product is annotated as Calcium-dependent lipid-binding (CaLB domain) family protein. Lineage: Eukaryota; Viridiplantae; Streptophyta; Magnoliopsida; Fabales; Fabaceae. The record is from RefSeq and is a predicted model, not a curated record.